Messenger RNA from Hippocampus zosterae (dwarf seahorse), 7519 nucleotides. RefSeq names its product SET domain containing 1A, histone lysine methyltransferase (gene setd1a). The coding region runs from base 25 to 6603 and encodes 2192 amino acids. Gene Ontology annotation, molecular function: histone H3K4 methyltransferase activity; protein binding; RNA binding. The transcript is spliced from 22 exons. Lineage: Eukaryota; Metazoa; Chordata; Actinopteri; Syngnathiformes; Syngnathidae. The record is from RefSeq and is a predicted model, not a curated record. Gene Ontology annotation, cellular component: Set1C/COMPASS complex.
UGUUUGCUGCGUUCGCCUCCUCUGAUGGAGAACAGGCGAGGCUUUCAGGGACUCGCGCUUCUCUCGACUAUCAACCGGAAUGUCAGAGGCAUCGUUUUCGCCCCCUACUUUCGCUUGAACGCGGGCCUCGGAGCUGUCCCGUUUGUGUUUUGCUGUAGGAUGGAUCCGGACAGCGGUGCAGACACACAAAAAGCCGUAAGUUUGCAGUGGAAGAGUUUCAAACUGGUCCAGGACCCGGCCAUCAGACGGGUGGCACAGAAGAUCUACAGAUACGAUGGCGUACAUUUUAGCGUGCCUGACUCCGGAUUCCCACCUGUGGGUGAACUACGGGACCCAAGACCCCGCAGAUUAUGGUCCAGGUAUGCAGAGAUGGUCCUGCCAGUGCCAAAGUUUAAGCUGGACGAUUUCUAUGUGGGUCCGAUCCCCCUCAAGGAGGUAACCUUCGCCCGGCUCAAUGACAACAUCAAGGAGCCCUUCUUGGCCGAGAUGUGCGCCAAGUUUGGUGAGGUGGAGGAGAUGGAGAUCCUGUUUCACCCUAAGACCAGGAAGCACCUGGGCCUGGCUCGAGUGUUGUUCACCAGCACACGUGGUGCCAAGGACACGGUCAAGCAGCUGCACAACACCUCUGUCAUGGGCAACAUUAUCCAUGCGCAGCUGGACAUCAAAGGCCAGCAGAGGCAGAAGUAUUACGACCUGAUUGUGAAUGGUUCCUACACGCCUCAAACGGUCCCCUUGGGGGGCAAGGCCUUAGUUGAUUGCCUCACCCCGCAGACCCCCGCACAGCAACAGCCUGAUGUGUCUUCUGAAAUCCAGCGUCGGCUCUCCAGCGAGUUGGCAGUGUUGGCAGCGGGUGUCCAGCAAGCCCUCAAGUCUGGAAACAUCACUCCCGGUUCAGCGGACACCGGUUUUGGUGAGCAGCGCCUGGACACGCCCCCCUCUUCGUCCGUGACAGGCGGCUACACCUCGGGGUCCUCAGCGUCCUCUCAAAGCGGAACACCAUACAGCUCCAGAUCAGGGACGCCGUUCUCUCAGGAGUCUGGCUAUUCUGGAACCCGGCACAGCGGCUACAACGCGGGGACUUUGGGAAGCGGUUACCCCCCUCAGGACAUGCUUCCUUCCUCCUCCUCCUCCUCUGCGGUGUCGUCCACGGUAGGCGGUGGAUUCAAAGUGUCUCGCUACUCCGAGGACGUUCACGAACCUUCGUUGUACCACCGAGGUCGGGCUGGGUACCACCCGGCCACCUCGUACCGUCCUAACGAACCGCCCGGCUACCCGCCAUACCCCAACGCGGGAGGAGCUGGGUCCCACAUGGCACACCACUCCGCCAUGCCUCCGCCGCAUGUCGGGUCCCAGUAUGAACAGCCUCUCAUGACUGAGCGAGAGCGGGACAGAGACUCGGGGCGCUACGGGGCGGUGAGCAGCGCCUCCAGGCGGGCGUCUUACCAUCACCAGCAAGACGCCAACUCCUCCUCCUCCUCAAAGUACCAUUCUCAUCACUCACACCACCACUCGGACCGCCGGGACGAGCGGGGAUACAGACGGGACAGCGUGGGCUCGCGUGAGCACGGACACCAGCGACACCGCAACCACCACCACCACCACCACCACUCGCACAACCACCAUGGCAGUCGCAGGAAGAGCAGCCAUGACCGCGACAAGGAUCGAGACCGGGACAGGGACAGAGAGCGGGACGUUGACCACUCGAGCAACUCGGACCCCAGAUACAAUUCCAACUCGCAUCGCUCUUCCUCGAACAGCAUGUCCCCUCCGCCUUCAUCCUACUCCGCAUAUUCAGCUUCCAAAGAUCCCGCUCCAGUCCCUCCUCAGGGAUUGGAUGCAUCCGCUCGUCUAGGGGGAAUGAGCCUCCCCGAGAGGGCACCUGCACCCUUGGCAGGUGCACUUCCGCCGCCUCCUCCCCCACCACCGCCGCCACUUCCACCAGCAUCCGUCAUCGCCGCCGCUGUGGCCGAGACGCUGGGAGCGCUUGAUUUCAACCAGGAUAGUCCCAAACGAGAGGAGCAGUGGACCAAGCCCAAACGCCGUCCCAGCACGCCACCAAUCCCACCGAAGACACCUCCACCUGUGUCCCCUUCCCAUUCCUCCAGUGCCUCCUCUUCCACUCCUCCUUCCUCCACUCCCCUACCCCAGCACCCUGUCGCCUCCGGUAGCUUGCCACCAGGUCGCCGGCGUGGUUCUGCCUCCCCGGAGCCGGACUCCACCAAUGAAAGCUUACCGUUUGCCCACCACAGCAGCAGCCUGGACUCCCGCAUUGAGAUGCUCCUCAAAGAGCAGAAAGCCAAGUUCUCCUUCCUUGCCUCCGAUGAGGAAGAUGAGGAGGAUAAGCUGAGGGGUUCACGCUCGGAAGGCGGGACAAAAAGAGGGCGAGCGGGCAACGUUGCGGGCGAGAACACGGGUGUCAACCAAGCAGUCAACAGCGGGGACAAGGAGAGGGGCAAAGGGGACCGUGACCGAGACAGUCUCAGGAAACGAGGGAAAGGAACAGACAGUCGUAAAAGCCCCGCUGAGCCACUGUCCUCCACGCCAGCUUCUUCCACGUACUCUCCUCACGUGCCUGCCCCAGAUGAACCGUUGGCCCCGGCCGGCCCAGCGGAGACUGACGCCGUUCCAGAGGAGUCGACGCAGGACGUGAACAGUGACACACAAAACAGGACUGGAGCGCACACGCCACCUUACAACGGCCAGAGUCAGUCCUCCCCUCGUUCCUCUGGGGAAGACAUGGAAAUCUCAGACGAGGAGGAGGAGGGAGAAGUGACCAUUACGACGGUGACCACCCACCAGUCCUCUAUCACUUCUUGCUCCUCGCCAUCGUCCUCCCAGGCGGCAAAAACAUCCCAGGCGGCGGCAGACCGCUCAUCGUCAUCGCCACCACCCAUCUCUGAGUCAACACAGCACUUUGGCACCUCGCUGCACCCGCCCAUCCCCUCUUACCCUCCUCACCUGCCGCCCCCACCGCCACCGGGCUACUCCCUGCAGCCACCUCCACCUCCCGGGGUCCCGCCGCCCCCUCACAUGGAGCUUCACCCGGAGUAUCCUCUGCCCCCCCACAUGUAUGACUAUGCCACCUCAAUGGAACUGAUGAACCAAUACACUGGUGGGGCACCCAUGUCCUUCCAGAUGCAGACGCACAUGCUCAGUCGCCUGCACCAGCUGCGCAUGUCGUCUUCUAACGGCACGGCGGGCGAGGCCGCCACGGGGGACUACUCUUCAUACCACCUGCACUCGCUGCCACCCCCGCACGCCUCUUUCAUGGACCAAGAGGGGAGCGGGGCGACUGCACACUAUGAGCAGGAUCACCGCUACAUGCCGCCCCACAUGCUUCCCUACCCUUACACUGACCCGCAUAGCACCCAGAUAGCGCCUCCAUCGCAUCUCCCGCCUCCGCACCCAGCAUGGCCCCCACACAUCUCAGCUGCACACUACCCCUCCUACAUGCCACCGCCCGCCUAUGGCACCAUGCCCCCCGGCGAGGACGGUGAGUAUCAGAGCCCCACCGAGGAGAUACCCGUCCUGCCUGAGAACCCUCAUGAAGCCACCGUGCAGAUGGCGCUGGCCACCCUCAUCCAGGAGAUGAAGAGCAUCAUGCAGAGAGACCUGAACCGCAAGAUGGUGGAGAACAUCGCCUUUGCCACCUUUGAUGAGUGGUGGGACAGGAAGGAGACUAAGGCUAAGCCGUUCCAGACGAUGUCGGCCAUGCGCGAUGACGAGAAAAAGGAGGAGAAACUGAAUCGUCCUCGCGAGCCCCUCAUGUCUCUGGUGGACUGGGCCAAAAGUGGUGGCGUGGAGGGCUUCUCCUUGCGUGGAGCACUCAGGCUACCUUCUUUCAAGGUGAAGAGGAAAGAGCCUCAAGAGCUCACGGAAGCAGACAUGAAAAGACCUCGGCCAUCGACGCCGCCCGAUGAGGAUGACGAUGGUGUUGACGGGAGAAUGCCUGAUGUUGGUCGAGAAGGACGAGACAACAAGAGAAGGAAAAAGAAGCCCAGGAGUCGAAAACCUUGGGAAUUGGACAGCGAGGGAGAGGAGACGUCUGAUGGCUCGUCUUCUGAAAAGGAUGAUGGUGAAGUAGAGGCGAGUGACAAGUCUGAUGAUGAUGCCCUUAGCGCCGACAGCGACGACGAGAGUCUCUCCUCUUCCUCAGAGGGCUCUUCCUCUGAUGCGUCUUCAUCCUCCUCCUCUUCCGAGGAGGAAGGGGAGAUGCCUGACAGCGAUGACCCGGACACCAUGGAUGACUCCACUAUGGACAGUACGGUGGAAAAAGACGGCAGAGGGAAGAUAUUUACAAAGGCAGAGCUCAAAAUUGGUGAAGCCAAAGACAGCAAACCGGGACCCCCCUCCAUACGGCCCCCGUCCCCGCCGUACCCUCGUCCUCCAUCCCCCGUGGUCCUGGUGCCCCCUUUCAAGAAGCGCCGAAAGACUGUCUCCUUCUCCACCGAGGAGAACGAAAGCAAAGAUCUGUCAUCAACUUUGCCGCCACCUGUGUCUUUGCCUCCCCAGCAAAUGCCAGGUGAUGCACCCCCCCUGUCACCCGCCAAACCGUUGGAUACAUGUGUCGCGACUGGACCGCGUCCCGCCCACGGUAUCCAGCUCCUCCCCUUCGCGUCCAAACCGGGUGAAGCUAACGCUCUCAUCGUGCCACCAUGUGGACGGACUCCAGAUUCUGAUGAGUCUAAAAGGAUUGCCUCGCCCAAAAUGCCCGGAAAACGGGCCGCGGGCAAAGACUCCCCCAAAUCCUCUGCCCCCCCUGUCAUGGUGUGUCGUACUGUGCAGAACCUCCCACUGGACCAUGCCUCCAUGUGCAGGAUGGCCUUCGAGGAGGUGCCCCCUACAUCUCCCCUCAGCAAGCGAUCGCGUGGAAAGUCCCGGACUGCCAUCAUUCCGACUUCCCUCCACGAAGAAGACGAGGAUGAUGACAAGGAGCAGAGGAUGAGGCUGCGAGAGCAGCUGGGAGCCUCAAGCCUGCUGCAGUUGGUCUCGACCUCCACCGCCGACUUGUCGGUGCUGGCCGAUGUGGCCCUGAAGAUGGAUCCCGAUGCCGGCGACUCGGAGGAGACGGAAACGUCAGAUGAGGCCGAGGAGCAGAAGAUGGAGGACGGCUUCUUCUCCGAGGAGGCUCUGCUGCGAGUCAUGAGCUCGGAAAGCAUGGUGGUCUUCUUGGAGCACAACUACUGCAGACCGCCAGUCCUCGCCGCACCACCUGCCUCCAGGAAGACUUCCAAGCAGGAGUCCUCCCUCCUUCUCCCGGCCGACCUCAGCGCCAUUUCUGGGGUGCUGGAGGCGCCCGAGGAGGUCAUCGGCGAAGCCUUUCCUUCGAGAGGAGAUCCCGGCGAGUAUUUGGGAUUGCUGUCUGAAGAGUCGAGCCAGGCUAGUCCGUCGACCAAGAGGUUACAGGCGACCAAAGCGCUGGAGCUAGAGAAGAACAAAAAGAUGAGAAGUAAAAACAAAGAUCAUCUGGAGGUUCUUGCAAAACAACCGAAGGAGACGCCAGCCAUGAAACAAAAGAAACGCAAACGAGAGGACUCUGAUGCAGAAGAGGACGUGGACGUCGAGGAGCUGGAGUCCGGCGAACUGACCAGCACCGAUUCAGAGGGCGAGUCUGCUGCGGCGGCAGACGACGUGAGGAAGAGCGAACGCCUCUUCCUGCAGAACUUUAUGUCUGCCAAACCUGCGCCGCGCCCCGAGCCUCCUCCGAUCAAGUACGACAACCGCAGCGAAUUCGAGCAGAUGACCAUCCUAUACGACAUCUGGAACUCGGGCCUGGACGGGGAGGACCUGAUGCUGCUGAAGACCACGUACGAGAAGCUGCUGCAGGAUGAUCACAACUCCGAGUGGCUUAACGACACCCACUGGGUGCAGCACACUGAUAUCCUAUUGCCAAACCCUCGACGGAAGAAGAGGAACACAGACGGGCAGUUGCGCGAGCAUGUGACGGGUUGUGCCAGGAGUGAAGGUUACUAUGCCAUCAGCCGCAAGGAGAAGGAUGUCUACCUGGACUUGGACCUGCCCGAACAGGUCAUACGGGAGGUGGAGAACGUCGACAGCUCGGGCACCAACCGCGUGCUGUCGGAGCGACGCUCUGAGCAGCGGCGCCUUCUCACCGUCAUCGGCACACCAGCCGUUAUGGACUCUGACCUACUGAAACUCAACCAGCUCAAGUUCCGCAAGAAGAAGCUUCGAUUCGGACGUAGCAGGAUCCAUGAGUGGGGUCUGUUCGCCAUGGAGGCCAUCGCUGCCGACGAGAUGGUCAUCGAGUAUGUGGGUCAGAACAUCCGACAGAUGGUGGCGGACAAUCGCGAAAAGCGCUACGCCCAGCAGGGCAUCGGCAGCAGCUACUUGUUCCGAGUGGACCACGACACCAUCAUCGACGCCACCAAGUGCGGAAACCUGGCACGCUUCAUCAACCACUGCUGCACUCCCAACUGCUACGCCAAGGUGAUCACCAUUGAGUCCCAGAAGAAGAUCGUCAUCUACUCCAAGCAGCCCAUCGCUGUCAACGAGGAGAUCACGUACGACUACAAGUUCCCGCUGGAGGAAAACAAGAUCCCGUGCCUGUGCGGCACGGAGAACUGUCGCGGCACGCUCAACUAGCGCUCCCGUCGCCAUCCCAACCGCCUGAAAAACCACGCCUCGCACUUUUGGUGGCCAUUUUGUCCUCAACACCCACCCCGGCCCCUCCCCUCCUGUCACUCUUACGCGAGUGGCGAGGGCAGUCGGGACCUUGGUUUGGAAGGUCCACUCAGAUUCACGCACAAGGAAGUCGACACAAAUUCAGGGUUUUAAAAAUUUUAAUCCCGACAUGUUCCGCUUAUGUUAUACAAGCUUUCUCCUUGUUAUGGGAUUGUUUUUGUUCAGAUUAUACAAUAUUACUGUUAUGGCAUAGUGUUUCAAGCGUCCCUGUUAUCCGGAUCCUUAAGUUAUCUGGCAUUUACAAACCAAAACAGAAUCUCCUCGCCAAGUUAGGGUGUUUUUUUUUUGUUGUUUUUUGAGCUGAUUCCAGGUCGUCAUUUCCUUAUUUUGAAUUUCUGCCACCAAAUUCCCGCAGGUUUUAUUGUCGGCGUGUUUUUGCACAAGUGUUUUUUAACAGGCACUUUUUUGUUUUGCAUUGGGUUAUAAAAACAAAACGAAAAAGGGGGUUACCUAGAGGUUAUUUUUUACUGAGGGGACAUUUCCACAAAAAAAGAUCGAACUGUCCAAAGUUUAUCUGUUGAGUAGUAAAAAGACUAGCGCAAAAAGUCUUUUUUCUGCUUCACGGGAUGAAGUGAUGAAAAAAAAGAACAUGGAUGUAAAUACAAGUGUUUGUUUCUCGUAGAAACACACUUAGCUGUAAAUAGACCCUCCUCCGUCUCUUUCACUCCCUCCCGUUCUCUCCAUGCCAGGACACAUGUACAUACCUUCAACUCGUUUAUUUUGUAUGGUUCUUCCUUGUUUUAAUAUUAUUUGCAAUCUUGUAUUAAUGCGUUGGACCCUUUAUUAAUGGUGCAUUAAAAUAUUUUUUAAAGAAAAA